AUGAGACGUCUUGGCCUACUGUUCUGCUUUUUUGGCAUCACGACUUUAUUACAAAUCGGCGAUGUCUCGGCACGUACUGUUCGUAUCAUUGGCGGCGAUUACAGCGUCAAGGGCCAGUUCCCUUACUUGGUCUCGAUUCAAACGAGCGGUCAACACCAUUGCGGAGGCAGCAUUGUCGCUGACCAGUACAUCCUCAGGGCAGCCCACUGUCUGAUCAACGACAAUAACAUUGCUCCAUACAAAGCUUACAGAGUCGUCUUCGACAGAUUGAAACAACGUUUAACACUCGGUGGUAAUUCAGUCCUGCAGAUGGUCCGUUUGCCAAGAUCUGGUGAUUCCUACGCUGGAUGCACAGCUGUCAUAUCUGGCUAUGGUUACACAAGCAUUGAGAUGGAGUUUGAUCCCACGACUAGGAGAAAGGUCGAAGUGACCAUAGAAAAGAACAAUUACUUGAUAUACCCUGGACAAAUUUGCGGCCAGGUGAAGCAGGAAGACAGGUUACAUCAGGGAAUUUGUUCCGGUGACAGCGGCGGCCCACUGAUUGUCGACCAUGUGCAGUUUGGUGUGGUAAGCUUUAGUCCCAUUGGCUGUGAUGAGUUCGAGAUGGCUUCGACCUACACACGUGUCUCGCAAUAUCUUUUGUUUAUUGACACUGUGAUCAAUGGUAAAAUGAGCGGCGAACUAAAUCGUACAGGUACCUGCGGUGGUGGCAUAAUCGGUGACCGGUUCGUACUGACAGCUGCUCAUUGCGUCGUUAACGAAUCCGGGGAUUUCUAUAAAGGCGAUUACAAAGUCGUCGCUGGCUCCAUCGAUUUGACGGUCGUCCAUGGUGUGAGCAUCUCAGUCGAGAAAGCGUAUGUGCCCAGCUCUUACAGAUCUAUCAAUAGUCCCAAUGAUAUCGCAGUGCUAAAAGAUUAUACGGGUCAAAAAGCUGUCAUCACUGGUUACGGUUACACUUGGAUCAAUACUAUAUUUGAUUGGAUCGAGUUAGAGGGUGGCACCGACUACAAACUCAAAUACAGCAACGUCACAAUUGUAAGCCACGACGAAUGCAAUAGCGAAAGUGUCUUCGUAAAGGUCAAUAGAAGAAUGCAAAUAUGCGGGCAGAUGGAGCAGCGUGAUCCAAGUAAUCCUAAAGGAGUUUGCUCUGGUGACAGUGGUGGUCCUUUGGUAAUCGGAAACACGGUUAUAGGAGUGGUUCACUCCAGUCCAGGUGGUUGUAAUGAGAACCACGGAUCGACGAUAUAUACUAGAGUUUCUACUUUUUUGCCGUUCAUCGCGCAAGCUAUUGAGGAUCGAGCCAGUCCGAAUAUUCGAGUAUUCCAUUACUAGCAAAAGUUUUAUUGUAAUAACUAUAUCAUUGCAUUCAUAUUAAAGGGCUUAUAAAAUAUA
Molecule: messenger RNA, 1392 nt
Organism: Nasonia vitripennis (jewel wasp)
Lineage: Eukaryota; Metazoa; Arthropoda; Insecta; Hymenoptera; Pteromalidae
Product: chymotrypsin-like
Exons: 8
Coding region: 1-1332 (443 amino acids)
Biological process (GO): proteolysis
Molecular function (GO): serine-type endopeptidase activity
Source: RefSeq, a predicted model, not a curated record